UAGAAAGGUUUGUUGGCCGGUAUCGUUUAGUAUCGUUGCUAAUUCCUAGGCACUGCCGAUUGUUUUGCGCUUUCGACAAUUAACCGUGAAAAACUUAAAACAUGGCAAAUAUUGCUUUUCUGUUAUGCGCGUCGGUUCUUCUGUAUGCUUGCAGCGUUCAUUGUGCUCCUAAGAAACUGAAAACCGGAUGCCUGGACUGCGAGUACGGUGUGUGCGACGACGGUCAGCAUCAAACCUGCGACACAGACCAGGAACGCUGUGUCUGCCCGCCAGCGCGCUCAUCGCCGGCUAAGAGCGACCGGCGCGAAAAGGGCGCUCACAGGGGAGCGGCGUCCACGGAAGAGCAGACCGGCCAGCCGCCUCGUGGCAGCGGUGCGGCGUCUACGGAAGAACAGACCGGCCGGCGCACUCGACCGCUUAGCGGUUGCAUCGAUUGCGGCUACAAUAUGUGCAGCAACGGUCCCAUGCGCUGCAACCGGGAGAAAAACCAGUGUGAAUGUCGUGCCGGCGGAUUCCGUUCGUAAUGAAAUCAAGGGCAUCGCUAUCCGACCUGCCGUCAUUUUGAUAGAGUAGAAGGCUUGGGUUUUAUAGCGCAAAUGUGGUUUCGCUGUUGCUGCUUUCGUAUAGGCAUUCGUUCUGCGUUUUGCUUUGUUACCGGUGCUCUUAGUUGUGGCAGGCCGUAUACUGUAUCUGCCCAUUUAAACGGCUUCCCAGUUCCCAAUGAAGUCGGCAUUCCACUUUGA
Paramacrobiotus metropolitanus is the source of this 743-nucleotide messenger RNA. RefSeq lists its product as uncharacterized. The transcript has 3 exons. The record is from RefSeq and is a predicted model, not a curated record. Lineage: Eukaryota; Metazoa; Tardigrada; Eutardigrada; Parachela; Macrobiotidae. Bases 102 to 524 code for a protein of 140 amino acids.